Messenger RNA from Phytophthora sojae, 1443 nucleotides. RefSeq lists its product as hypothetical. Bases 1 to 1443 code for a protein of 480 amino acids. Gene Ontology annotation, molecular function: NEDD8 activating enzyme activity. Gene Ontology annotation, biological process: protein neddylation. Gene Ontology annotation, cellular component: nucleus; cytoplasm. Lineage: Eukaryota; Oomycota; Peronosporomycetes; Peronosporales; Peronosporaceae. The record is from RefSeq and is a predicted model, not a curated record. The transcript is spliced from 2 exons.
AUGACGCUGCACUCGGUGCGCGGCGAGCAGCGCCACUGGGACCUGCUGCGCGUGCUGGGCCGCCGCACGGCCUUCCCCAGCGAGACGUCGGCCGUGGCGCUGGGCGAGUUCGACCUGGAGGCCGCGGCAGACACGCUCGAGUUCCUGCAGAGCGAGUGCCGCGUGCUCAUCAUCGGCGCCGGAGGGCUCGGGUGCGAGCUGCUGAAGGACGCCGUGCUCUCGGGCUUCACCAAGGUGGACAUCCUGGACAUGGACACGAUCGACGUGUCCAACUUGAACCGGCAGUUUUUAUUUCGCGGGGCCGACGUGGGCAAGUCCAAGGCCGAGUGCGCCGCCGCCUUCGUGCGCGCGCGCAUGGGGGACGCCCACGUGGACAUCACGCCGCACUUCAAGAAGGUGCAGGACAUGGACGCCGACUUCUACCGCCAGUUCCACGUCAUCCUCUCGGGGCUCGACAACAUCGAGGCCCGCCGCUACCUCAACUCGCUCGUGGUGUCGCUGGCCGAGGUGGGCGACGACGGCGAAGUGGACCCUUCCACCAUCAUCCCGCUCAUCGACGGCGGCACCGAGGGCCUGCGCGGCCAGGCGCGCGUCAUCAUCCCACGGAUCACGAGCUGCUUCGAGUGCUCGCUCGAGACGUUUCCGCCGCAGAAGAGCUUCCCCAUGUGCACGAUCGCCGAGACCCCGCGGCAGCCGGCGCACUGUGUCGCCUAUGCGUUCAUCGUGCUGUGGCCGCGCGAGUUCCCCGACAAGAAGCUGGACAAGGACUCGCCCGAGCACAUGCAGUGGGUCUACCAGGCCGCCAAGGACCGGGCCGAGCAGUUCGGCAUUGCCGGGGUCACGUACAGUCUCACGCUUGGAGUGGUGAAGAAUAUCAUCCCGGCCGUGGCCUCGACCAACGCUGUCGUGUCGGCCAUGUGCGUGAGCGAGGCGCUCAAGGCCAUGACGUACUGCAGUCGGCUAAUGAACAACUACCACAUGCACAUGGGCGCCACGGGCUGCUACUCGCACACGUUCCAGUACGACCGCAAGACCGACUGCGUCGUGUGCUCCUCGCAGCAGAAGACGCUGCAUGUGGAUCCAGACGCGACGACGCUGCAAAAGUUGAUCGACCAGCUCUGCGGCGACGAUUUCCGGCUGCUGAAGCCCUCCAUCAGCUCAGGCAAUGCGAACCUGUUCAUGCAGGGCCCGCCAGCACUGCGCGCGGCCACCAGCGCCAACCUGGCGAAGCCGCUGCGCGAGCUCGUGAAGGACGGAGAGAGUCUCACCAUUACAGACGCAGUCUUCGUCGGUGAUAUGGCGCUGUCUUUGAAUAUUAUCUUCAAGCCCAACAAGAUAAAGAACGGCCCGCAUGAGGUACGUGAUGUCCUCCUCGUCCGAACGCACGAACAUCUUGACAAACCGAGGCGGGACCGAUGGGCCGCCGAAGCCAGUCGGCACUAA